AUGGGGCCCUUCGUGGGGGCCCCCAGGGGGCCCCCUCUUAUCAUCACGGCGCCAGCAGGAAGACCUGCACCUCUUCCUUUAGGCAGCCCUGCUGCAGCAGCAAAUGCUGCUGCAGCAGCACCGGGAGAACCUCUCAUACUCGCUCCUCCAUCCAGCAACAACGCAGACCCUGCAGCAGCAGCAGCAGCAACAACAACAGCAGCAGGAGAUGCAACAGAAGCCGCAGCACCUGCUUCCCCAGCAGCAGCAGCAUCAGGAGCAGCAGGUCUCUCUCCACCGCCACCGCACCUAGCAGCAAAUGCUGCUGCUGCUCAGAGAAGCGAGCAGCAAGAAGGGAAGGCGCCUGCAGCAGCAGCAGGUGGGGUUGCUGCUGCUGCAGCACCGCCGCCCGCUCCCCCCAAAGACGCCGGUAUACCGCAUGCACCCAGCAGCAGCAGCAGCCAAGGAGACACCGCUGCAGCUGCUGCAGGAGAGCAGCCUGCUACAGCAGCUGCUGCUGCUGCUGACAGCAACGCCACAGCUGAGGAAGCGGCUCCUCCCCCCGACAGCAUCGAGGCAGCUGCUGCAGCUUACGCUGCAGCACAGCAGAAGAAGCUGCAGCAGCAGCAACAAGGGGGUGGUGCUGCCCCUGGAGCUGCAGCAGCGCCUGGUGCUUCCCCUGUUGCAGCAGCAGCAGCAGCAGCAGCAGCAGCAGGAUCGCCUUGGGGGGCCCCCCACGGCAGCAGUCCUUGGGGUUCAGCACCCCUAGGUAUGUGUAUGGUUGGGGGGGGGCCCCCUUACUUCCCUAUGACAGGCAUGCCUCAUACAAUGGGGCCCCCUAUGGGGCCCCCUGGGGCCCCCAUGAUGGUUCAGGGGGCCCCCAUGAUGCAGCCAGGUGGAGGCUUCUUUAUGGGGGGCCCCCCGUACCCUGGUGCUGGCUAUGGGGGGGGGGCCCCCAUGGCCAGUAUGGAGGGGCCCCACCCUUAUUAUAUGGGGGGCCCCCCACCUAUGGGGCCCCCUACGCAUGGAAGCGAACAGCAGCAGCAACAGCAGCAGCAGCAGCUUGAAACUCAAGAAGCAAAUGCUAAACAACCACCCCCACCUCUAGGAGGUGUUACAGUGUUAACUCCUCCGGCCAUCCACAUGCAGCAGCAGCAGCAGCAGCAGCACCAUCAUCAACUGCCUCAGCCUCCUCAGCCUCCCCACCAGCAUCCGCAUAUGCUGCAGCAGCAGCAGCGGCAGCAGCACCAGCAGCCGCCGCAGCCACCGCUGCCCCCACAGCCUCCACUGCCUCCUCAUCAGCAGCAGCACCACAUGCCCAUGCAGCACCUCUCCCCGCUGCAGCAGCAGCAGCAGCAGCAGCAAGCAGGGAUGAGGAGUGCCCUAGGGUCUCCAUCACAUAUGGGGGGCCCCCAAAUCCUGAGGCCCCCGAGGCCCCCUCCCCCAGUGCUGCCACCAGAUGGAGCGAGCAGCAGCCUGCAGCAGCAAAUAGCACGAGAAGCAGCACCAGCGAUCAGCAGCAGCAGCAGCAGCAGCAGCAGCGGAUGGGGGGGCCCUGCAUCAGGUGGUGUACCCCCACCACCCCCUCCUGGGCCUCCCCCAGCGACAGGCAGCAGCAGCUCGGGCGCUGCUGUUCGAAUGCAGCAGCAGGAAACAGCGGCAGCAGCAGCAGCAGCAAGUGGACAGCCCCAUGGAGGAGCAGCAGCAGCUUCAGGACGCCCCUCUAUGUCACCUGCUGCUGCUGCGGCGGCGGCGGCUGCUGCUGCUCUCGCUGCUGCAGCACUAGCUGCACGCAGAAAGGGAGAUGCAGCAGCAGAAGCCGCGAGACAGCAAGCAGCAGCAGCAGCAGCACAAGUCGAGGCAUCUGUGAUGAGCCAGCAGCAGCAGCAGCAACAGCAGCAGCCACGGCUGCCGGCAAGUGUAAUAGCAGCAGCAGAAGCAGCAAAAGCAGCAGCAGCAAAAAUAUCUGCUGCUAUGGCAGGCAGCCUCAAGCCGUGA
Molecule: messenger RNA, 1977 nt
Organism: Eimeria acervulina
Lineage: Eukaryota; Apicomplexa; Conoidasida; Eucoccidiorida; Eimeriidae
Exons: 1
Coding region: 1-1977 (658 amino acids)
Source: RefSeq, a predicted model, not a curated record